AUGUCCUUCGACCGUGUGCUCCCAAGGCCACAAGCCUUGUACGAUGAAUCUGCAAACCGCGUUCACCGAACCACCACCAGCAGUCUGCUGGAGCACAAGAUCAUGCACGAUAGCACAAGACUCAUGUCAAUUAUCGACAACAUGCCACGUUCACCUGCUAGCAUUCCCAGGUCCAACGACUCGGAUAGCUGCUCGACCGCCCUGGGGCAGAUGAACCUGUCGUCCAUCAACAAAGAGAAGAUCGCCGAGAACGGCCACCUCCAACCAAGUAUCGCGAGUCCCUCGAGGCAGCACGAUACCUCUGGAGGAUCGACUAUCGAGUUGCCGCUCCGUGAGCGGUCAGCCCCGGGCAGUCCUACCAAGCUGGAGUCUGCCAAGGAGGCGGCAUCGCAAUUCUGUCUUUGCCAGCCAGAUCCGAAAAUCCCGAGACCGAGGAAUGCAUUCAUUUUGUAUAGGCAACACUAUCAGGCUGCUGUCGUUGCCCAGAAUCCCGGGCUUGCAAAUCCGGAGAUUUCUAAAAUCAUUGGAGAGCAAUGGCGAGCUCUCUCGACAGAUACCAAAGAGGAAUGGAAAGCACUGGCAGAGGCCGAGAAAGCUCGACAUCAGCAGCAGUAUCCGGAUUAUCGGUACCAACCAAGACGAUUCGGACGUGAUGGCUUUGGCCGCAAUGGCUCGGUAUCCACUGGCAGCCAGCUAGGCUCAACAACAUGCAAUCGUUGUGGCGGACGCCUGAUGAAUCCACCCUCGACACCACACACGCCCUUGACAGCAACCAUGCCGCCUUUGAGCAGCCGCUCCUCACAGGGGGGGUCAACCCCGCCACACAAUGGCUCCUCUCGCGGAAGCAAGCCUGAGCGCCGUUCAAACUCGAUGCAAUUGUUUAGUGAAUCAGACCGCCGAAUGUCACAAUGGAAAGAAGCCGACCCUGCCCCAGGAGAAGCCAAACGCCGCCGUCUCAAUAGUACCGCAUUUCAACGGACGGACAGUCCAGAUAGUGAGCCAUACUCGCUCUCUUCUCAGAAAACAUACAUUUCGCGCCCAGGGGUGGGCUUUUUCCGUAGUCACGUUGAUCCCGGUCCCAAGACUCCCAACGGGCGAGUGCCUCGCCGGGGGGAUGGAGAUGGACACAGCGAUCCGAGUUUGAUACUGCCACCGCUAAAAUCAAACGGUCUUGCAGCGCGGAGUCAAACUGACACAGUAAUGAACAUCCCCGUCUUGAACAAAAUCAAGGUUCUGGCCAACAUCUCUCCGCCGCUUUCUGACCGCAGCGAGUCGCAACCAAAGGGCGUCGUGGUUGCUAUCGACGGCCAGGAUCCCGCUCAAGUCAGAGUCAUGAUGGAGCACCUUGGACGCAUGAUGUCUCAGGAUAGCAAGUAUAUUGUUAGAAUCUUCGAAGGGCCUGACAUGCUUUCUCGUCGAGGUUCAACUACGGGCCAAAUGGGCGAUGCUACGGUCGAUUAUCUCAACGUCAUAUCCGCAUGGCAUCGAAUCUCAGAUGACAUUGUUCAGUUUGUCAGCUCGGAUCUCCCUGUUAGCGAGUCAAAGGACUCUUCUAGAACCGGGACGCCGCAAUCUGAUACCGCGAGGUCUACAGAACGCAGCCUUUCACCCUCAGUGAUCAAUGAAAACGCAAUUCCGGUUGCGUUGGUUCCUCGGUACCAGCUCACCACUGCAGAUGCAUUCGCCUGCACGAUUCCGAUAAAGGAUCGCUACGCGCUUCUAGACCAUUGGCAGUGGAUGGCAUCCCUCUGGCGGGCAUGCGUUGGUCCUGAUGUGACUAUCCACAUUCGCGAGUGUGAUAGAGACGAGAUGGAGCGUCAUGGCUCGGGAAACCCUGUCGAGAUACGGCUCACUGAGGCUCUUGAGUAUGGAGUGGGCAAGAUGUCGCCUGCAGCCGUCGCAGAUCCGAUUCUUGUCGCGGGGGAGAUUGAGUUGAGGGUAAGUGUCAACCAGAUCGAUUCUUUCCCUCUUUCCAAGUCAUUGAAUGCCGAAACCCUCUCGAUACCGUCCGAAGAUGCCAAACCUCUUCCCUACUCAUUACCCAUCUCCGAUUUACCCGGUACAACUUCAUCCCAGCGUCUAAGAACCACCCCACACAAAGGCGAUUAUCUGCCAGUCGGUAUCUUGCGAAGGAACGAUCAGAUCGAUCUCCAGUCACCCAAGAGUCGUCGUUUUCCAGAUGCCGAACUUGCGAGUUUGGAGAAACAAGGCUGGAUAAAGCUUCGCUGGCAUGCGUAUGAGUCACACCCUGGAUGGUCAUUUGUGCAAGUCUAUGUAUUACCCCAUGAUGUUGCACGAAACCUUAUUCCACGUACGAGCAAUACUUUGAGAAAGUCUCUCAAGCUUGUCAUGUCGAGUAUUGAUAGGUCUCCGGCGGCCUUCAAUGGACAAUUCGAGCCAAUUUCUUCAGAACAAGAAAAAGAUGCUGCUGAAGAUGAAUCGUUGUGGUACAUUUUCAAUACUUUGAAUAACCCUGAUCCUGUUAUUGAAAAUGUCCACGAUGCGGAUGGUCGAUUGGCUAUGGAGGAGCUAAUGUCCAGCUCGACAACCCACGACACAAAUUCCCGGAUGUCAUAUGGAGUUUUCGGGCUCAAGACCCCAUUGCACCCUUAUCAGUGUCGUUCGGCUGCGACUAUGAUUCAACGAGAAGUUCAUCCCAAGCAAAUGCUCGACCCUCGAUUGCAGACAUACACGACACCACAUGGCGAGGAGUAUUAUUACGACAAAGAAGAUGCCAUUCUUCUGCGUGAGAAACGUCUUUAUUCGGAAGCCUGUGGAGGCAUCCUUGCAGAGACUAUGGGUUGCGGGAAAACCUUGAUCUGUCUAUCAGUUAUUUUAUCAACCAGAGGCCAUGUCCCUCGCAUUCCGAUAGAGUACCAGGACACAUCGGCUCCAGUUCGGAGUACGACUGGGUCUCUCGUUGAAAUGGCAGCUGCAACUGCUGGUCGAUUUUCUGUUUCUUGGCGGAGCUAUUUCCAGCAUUUGAGAGAUUCAGGUAUGAAUUACGAACGAUGCGUGAAAGCUUGCGAGCGCAACAGGGGACACUACACGAUACCUCCUCCGCCAUCACGGUAUCAGAGUCGUGGUGGAUGGCUAGCGAGACCGCCAGCAAUUAAACUCUAUCUAAACUCAGGCACACUGAUCAUUGUUCCUCCUAAUCUUGUUGACCAUUGGGCAUCCGAAAUCAAUGCUCAUACCGAAGGGCUGCGAGUGCUUGUUUUAAGUGGUCGGCAUGACAAAAUACCACCAGCUGAUGAAUUGCCACAGUAUGAUAUCAUACUAUUCUCGCGUACUCGAUUCGAAAAGGAAGCUGGAGAGCCUGAAACUAACCGUCGUUUUCCUCAACCUGCAGAAUCACCCUUGAAGAAAUUUCAUUGGCUCCGAAUCAUCGUUGAUGAGGGGCAUAACGUUGCUGGCCAUGGGCACAAGUCUAGCACUAUGCACAUGUUGGACCAGCUACAUGUCGAACGUAGAUGGGUGGUUUCUGGAACGCCCUCGAACGGGCUCUAUGGUGCCGAGCUUAGUAUUGCCUCGCAACAGACUCUCACGACCGACACUGAGUCGGCUGAGGAUGCGACAUCUUCUACUUUGCACUCUCGGAAAAGGACAGGAACCAGGACUGACGAGGAAUUGAAAGAUGUGGACAAAUUGCGACUGAUUGUCGUCGAGUUCUUGAAACACAAACCCUGGGCAAAUUCUCGCUCGGAUGACCCGGCAAAUUGGACAAAGUACAUCAAACCCAUAGGCGAGGAUGGCAGACGCCGAAAAUCUCCUUCUCUGCGAGCUGUUCUGCAAGGUCUGGUUGUUAGACACCAGCUAGACGUCAUCAACGAUGAACUUCCGCUUCCACGACUGUAUAACAAAGUCGUCAGCCUGGAACCGACGUUUUAUGAUAAGAUGUCCCUGAAUAUUUUCCUUCUCUCCUUGGCCGUCAACGCCAUUACAUCCGAGCGCACGGAUCUAGACUACAUGUUCCACAGCCGGAAUAGAAAGCAUCUAAGCGUGCUGAUCAAUAACCUACGCCAGGCUGGAUUUUGGUGGACAGGACACAAAGAAAAGGAGAUUAAAGCGACUAUGGAUGUGGCAGUCAAAUACAUGGAAAAGAACAGGGAAAAAAUGAUGGCAAAUGAUGUCAAGCUCCUAUCUGAAGGGAUAGAAAUAGCUCGCCGAGCGCUAUCUUGCAAAAGCUACGCCGCGUUCUAUCACUUUGACGAACUUGGUGUUUAUGUUCAAGACUUUCCUGAACACAGUCGUAGGAUCUGGUCACUGGUGCACGAUCGGGAUAAUUCCAAUGAUUUGCUUUUAGGAAUAUCCCAAGCACGGCUUGCCCAGUCCUUUGUGAUAUCGAAUCUGAUAGAUGAAGAUCCGUCAGAUGGCCUUGCAGGGGCGGGAAUCACUGCUCGUCGUGAACUGUCACAGCGAUCUCAAAAGCCUACAAAAAAGGCAAACGAAUCUGGUGCAGCCGAUACCCUGACACACAAGAACAAGCCAGCAGAAAAUCGCAUACCUCGAAAGACGUUUCAUAAAGGCGUCACCAUGAAACUACCCCAGAAAUCGCCGCUGACGGGCACGAAAGUGAUUGCAACAGCCUCUGCAAAGCUCACAUAUCUCCUGGAUAAAGUACAGGAACUUCACAAAGCAGAGAAAAUAAUUAUUUUUUAUGAGAACAACAACACCGCGUUUUGGAUAGCCGAAGGUCUAGAAAUGCUAGGUAUCGAGUUUAGAAUCUACGCAAACACGCUGAAGACGAGCCAAAAGGCAGCGUAUCUCUCGCUCUUUGAAGAGUCCUCCAGUGUGCGUAUUCUACUUAUGGAUCUACGACAGGCUUCCCACGGACUACAUAUUGCUAGCGCAUCUCGUGUCUUUAUUGUGAAUCCGAUAUGGCGGCCCAAUGUUGAGAGUCAAGCUAUCAAGCGAGCUCACCGAAUCGGCCAAAUCAAACCUGUCUUUGUGGAGACGCUGGUCCUCAAAGAUACGCUAGAGGAGAAGAUGCUACACAGGCGAAAGGAAAUGUCCAACUCUGAGAUGCAGCAUGCCGAGAAAGACAUGCUGGAAGACUCAACCAUGAGCUCCAUCAUUCAAAACGAGGGCUUCUAUCCUUUGCCCGAGAAUGACGAGCUCAUCAAGCCAGCGUACCUGCAAGAGCCUUCUGGUUUCUUUGACCGUCACGAGUUGCCGAUUCCGGACGAUUACGUAGAUGCCCUUUCUGCAGUACUAAAUUACCCCGUCACCCCGACCAAACGCCGGGCAGUUGAUUACCAGAUAGUCGAGUCGGAUGUCUCGCCCGAGCACACGCCCAAGAAGAAGAAGAAGAAGGUGGGCCUACGAUUCCAGGUCGUCGGCGAGAAUGGGGUUAUCAUGACUCCGCCGAGGGGAUCUAGAUCACCAGAAGCAUCUGGAAUGGUUACUCCUGAAGGGACUCCGAUGACCCCCCGCGGCAAUGAAACGGGUUCGCCAGCCCCAGGAUCCAGCUUCUUUAUAAACACGCGCGCUAUAUUUGGCCCUAAAUUUGAGGCAAUGACCGACGACUCCAAUCGCGCAAGCGCAAAGAAAAGCGCCAAAACAAUCAUCAUCGGGCUCUCCGGCCCGUCUUCAAGCGGGAAAACGACUCUUGCGCGGCUUCUACGCAGCAUAUUCGCGGAUGAAAAACGAGUGAGAACGUUUAUUAUUCAUGAAGAUGAUUUUUAUCAUUCGGACGAUAAGAUUCCAGUUACAAAGACCGCACGCGGAGAAUUAGUUCAGGACUGGGAUACUGCUGGCGCAAUCGACAUUGAUUUCCUAGCAUCAGCGCUGGCAUAUGUGCGGAAAAAUGGGAGGUUGCCGCCCAGGUUACAAAGCAAAGAGGAUCAGAACGAUGCUACGAAUCCCGACGUUGAGGAGGCGAGGAUACAAGAUGUGAGCAGGGUUGUGCGCGAGCGGAUCGCGAGUGAAUAUUCCAAACCGGAUACAACGAAAGAAGGAGGAGAAGAAGUGCCCUUGACAAUUGCAUUCCUGGAAGGAUUUCUACUCUAUGCGCCACCAGUCGCGGAGGAUGCUUCACAUAUUUUGCGCUCUGUUCACGACGGUAUCGAUCUGCAUCUUUUCCUCCCGGCACCCUACGAUACAGUCAAAGCACGGCGAGAAGCGAGGAGUGGGUAUGUGACAAUCGGACCUGCGCCGACGCCAACGGCCGAGCGUUCUGCAGAAGCUGAACACCUUGGACAUUCAUCGGUAAACCUCGAUGAGAAAGAUGAUAGUGCGCCGCAGAACUUUUGGACGGAUCCCCCGGGCUAUGUUGACGAUAUUGUCUGGCCGAUGUAUGUGCAGGACCAUGCGUGGUUGCUGAUGCCGGAAGGGGAAGAUAGUAGUAAACAGUCACUGGCGGCGGCGUCUGGGACUCGGAAUGAGAGCGAACUGUUGAAGCUGGCCGGACAAGGAGUGAAUUUACGGACUGACACGGGUGUCCUGAUCGCACCAGGCAAGGGAGAAAAGCCGAUGACGGAAAUUCUGGAUUGGGCCGUUGAUGAGAUUCUUGGGUUUUUGAAAGUGUAA
Molecule: messenger RNA, 6531 nt
Organism: Talaromyces rugulosus
Lineage: Eukaryota; Fungi; Ascomycota; Eurotiomycetes; Eurotiales; Trichocomaceae
Exons: 8
Coding region: 1-6531 (2176 amino acids)
Molecular function (GO): ATP binding; ATP-dependent chromatin remodeler activity
Source: RefSeq, a predicted model, not a curated record